Molecule: messenger RNA, 953 nt
Organism: Contarinia nasturtii (swede midge)
Lineage: Eukaryota; Metazoa; Arthropoda; Insecta; Diptera; Cecidomyiidae
Exons: 3
Coding region: 84-743 (219 amino acids)
Source: RefSeq, a predicted model, not a curated record
UGACACGGCAAACCGAAAAAAAUAUAUAAAUGAAGAUUUUGAAAUAGUCAAGUUAGAUACUCUUUUACUGGAUUUUAAACAAGAUGAAACCUUUAUAUCUAGUUUUCUUUUUCGUUUCAAUUUUUGGAAUCAAUUUUGCGUUUGGCAAAGAUUCAACAAUGUUUCAAAAGAGGCUGGUUGACGAAUUGAAACGUGAAAUGAAAGCCAUCGAAGAUGGGAUAAUCAAACUCGACCAUAUAAUUCAAAAUGCAAUCAACGAGAAUCCCGGAAAUACAGUUUUGAUAGAUAUCCAACAGGAUUUUAAUAAUCAUUUUCAUCCUGUGGUUGGCGAUUUGAAAGGAUUAUACGCAAAGUACUUGUCAUGUUGCCUAACUUUUGAUCAAAUUUAUUCAACAUAUUUAGAAAAAGUAAAUGACCCAAAACACAAAUCAAAAUCCAAAACAUUCCAACGUAUAAUCAAAGAAUGGCAAAACAAAGUUUUUGCCAAUUUUAUGAUUAAAUCUUACAUUAAAACGAUAAAAAAAAAGUUGGAUCAACUAUCAGAUGAAAAAAACGUUCUAUAUUCGUAUUUAAAUGAAGCCAUAGAGUACGGAACGUUCGAAAAAAAUAUGCAAGUUUGGAAGGCCACAACAUACGAAGCCGAUCAACUUGUUAUGAAUAUGUUGGUUUAUGUGCCACACCAAGAUUGCUCAGUAAUCGCUGGAGAGUUUACAAACAAGUUAAAUACUCUUGGUUUAUUUUAAGCAUUUGAUUUCAUGAAGUUUAAAUUAAAGAUCUUCCUGCGGGAUUUCAAGAAUACGAAAAGCGACAAAUAUUUAGUUAUCGUUUCCAAUUUUCUAUAUUGUAUACUUUUCUAUUCAAUGAUUUAAACAAAAUCAAAUGAAGUUUAGCAAAUGUAUUCUUGCUCUUACAUAUAUUUUUCUCAAUUAAUAAAUGAUAAAUUCAAAUUUAAA